ACAAGGGCGGUAUAUUGAAAUCUUUACCCUGCGUCAUUAACUUAAAUAGAUUAUUAAUCGAAAGAUAACAGAGACAUUCUGUAAGAAUUAGUUGAAAUUUAUCAACGAUGUCCUCGUCAAAUCUUCCUACAUCUCUCCUUUCAUCUUUUAAACUUCAUUCAUAUGUUAUCUGACGACAUUGAGAUAAAACUAUAUCGCUGAAGAUGUUCAACAUAUUUAUCAACUUUUGAAGACCAAAAAUAACUUCAUCAAACUGAUGUCAGUCUUUCUCUACAACACUUGGAUGAAUGAAUGGGAGAUAUUUCCUCAGAAUUGAGAUUAUUUACAAUAAUUCUCAUAUUAACUGCAAGUGUAGAUUCAGAGAUUAUUUAUUAUGAUGUUUUACCUGUCUUGAAGUUAUUUUCUUAAAAAGAUCUGCUAGACUCAUCAUUAAUUACAAAAUUCUAUCCUAAGCUUUUCUUAAAAGCCAAAAUAUUUUCAGAUUUUAACAAAGACCAUCAUAUAUAUGGAUUUAAAGGAGACACUUAUGGAUGAUAAGGCAGAGCUAGAAAAUAAUAUUUCAUCUAUCUAGACACAAGAAAAAAACAGAAGAGGAAUCACACCAUUGCGAUAUAUGUGGGAAGUUAUUCACAACAAGGAAGAAUUUAAUUUAACAUAAAUUUAUUCACUCAGAUUCUAAACUCUACAACUGUGAAAACUGUGGCAAACAAUUCACUAUGAGCCGUUCCUUAUUUCAGCACAAGCUUAUUCAUACAGGAAAGAAAGUAUAUCACUGUGGUAUCUGUGGUAAAACAUUCUCUGAAAGUAGUUCAACUGCUCACAAACGUGUUCACACUGGAGAAAGACCAUACCGCUGUGAUAUCUGUGGUAAAAAAUUCUCUCAAAAUAGCAAUUUAUCUCUCCACAAAUAUAUCCACACGGGAGAGAAACCAUAUCACUGUAAUAUUUGUGGUAAAACAUUCUCUCUGAGUGGUAAUUUAUCAUCCCACAUACGUAUCCAUACAGGUGAGAAACCAUACCACUGUGAGACUUGUGGCAAAGCAUUUUCCCAAAAUGGUAGUUUGUCUUGCCACAAACGUACCCACACAGGGGAGAAACCAUAUCGCUGUAAUAUCUGUGCUAAAACAUUUUCCCACAACCAUAAUUUAAUUAAUCACAAACGUCUUCACACUGGUGACAAACCUUACCAUUGCGAUAUCUGUGGUAAAACAUUCUCUCAGAAAACCAUUUCCAUUACCCACAAACAUAUCCACACAAGAAAGAAACCAUAUAACUGCGAUAUAUGCAAUAAAACCUUCUCUCAGAAACGUUAUUUAUUUUCCCACAGACGUAUCCACACAGAUGGGAGAUCACACCAAUGUGAUGGAAAAAUAAAGAUAUGACAACUGGUCAUUGAGAUG
Molecule: messenger RNA, 1400 nt
Organism: Octopus sinensis (East Asian common octopus)
Lineage: Eukaryota; Metazoa; Mollusca; Cephalopoda; Octopoda; Octopodidae
Product: zinc finger protein 2 homolog
Exons: 2
Coding region: 717-1382 (221 amino acids)
Biological process (GO): negative regulation of transcription by RNA polymerase II
Molecular function (GO): DNA-binding transcription repressor activity, RNA polymerase II-specific
Source: RefSeq, a predicted model, not a curated record